Molecule: messenger RNA, 2986 nt
Organism: Trichophyton rubrum CBS 118892
Lineage: Eukaryota; Fungi; Ascomycota; Eurotiomycetes; Onygenales; Arthrodermataceae
Product: catalytic protein kinase domain-containing protein
Exons: 2
Coding region: 539-2656 (705 amino acids)
Biological process (GO): protein phosphorylation; intracellular signal transduction
Cellular component (GO): cytoplasm
Molecular function (GO): ATP binding; protein serine/threonine kinase activity
Source: RefSeq, a predicted model, not a curated record
AAAAGAGAGAGAGAGAGAGAGGCAUGACUGGAGAGGCAGAAAGACGGCAAUGCAGCUGUAGCUGCUGGACUCCUUUUGUGGAGGACCCCUUGCCUGGUUUCUCUGGCCCAGCAGGGAUGCAACAGUGUCAGUAGUAAGUGAAAGAGGCAGAGAGGGUGGAAUUAGUUAGGGUUAGCUAGCCAAAAGUAUUAAUAUUGUUAAUAUGGGGUCAACCAGGGAAAAAAGAGUAAAAGUAGGUUAAGCAGACUUUUAACAGAGGAUGCCUUGUGAUCUUACCUGCUGUGCUAUAGCAAUACGAAUGAUGUGCAGAAAUGCCUCUGCUGCAGCCAGGCAUCCUAUCACAACUAGCGCCUCCGCGCCUUUCCUGUGGCUGAGGACAGUUAAGAAGGGAGAGAAAAAACUCCUCUGCCCCUCUGGAGAAGAGUCCUGCUCUCUCUGGCCUCUACCGUGAACCAACCCUUCUCGCAGGCCUCUGCCCGCCAGUCCUGCUGCUCGCGCCAGUGACAGAGCCCUCCAGCAGAGCCCUCCACGCCGCUGAAUGCCAUCCUCCACCUCCAUGGUAGAGCCUCGCGGCUGUCCAGAGCAGGCUGAGCCCGAAGACUUCCCGCCGUCGCAUCCGGGCCUUCGUGACUCGGGCAUCGCGACCUCGCCCACUGCGCUGCCCUUCAUCCCUCACCUGGCGCUGCAGACAUGUCCGCCGGCCAGCGGCGAUGCCAGCGCGUCUGCACCAGGCCAGCAGCAGCACCACCACCACCACCACGGCCAGCAGGGCCAGCAGGGCCAGCAGACGCCAUUGGCGCCGAUAGUUGACUCGAGCCCAGUGACGCCACGGACGCCGGUGCUGCUGCAGCUGCGUACUGACAUUCCAUCUGUCCACCAGCCGCCCCAGUAUCUCCAUCAACCCGUAUCUCAAGACCAGCAGCGUCACUCACAGCAGCAGCAGCAACCGCCGCCGCAGCAGCAGCACCUGCAGAGCCCGCAGGCCGCCGGGUUCGACCAGUAUCUCCAUCUGAGCCGGUCGACGGCCAGCUUGCCACGCAGAAUCCCCAGCAUCCGCCAUGCGCUGGCCGAAGUGCACUCGAGUGCCGGCUCUCUCUCGCCUGGCUCUGCCUUCUCAUCGCCCCAGCUCGCCGGGCUCAGCGAUCUCACUCCGCUGCCCUCGCCCAUACAGCUGUUGGCCUCGCCUCCAUGGGGAUCGACCAGCACCUUUUCGCUGUCCCGCGUCUCCUCAACAGCCUCCAGCCGCGAGCUGCAUCUCCCCCCGCCGUUGACAACUGCCCGUCCGAGACCGGUCCAGCCAGCAUCCGCCUCGACAUCUAGUGCUACGCCAGUCUCCCCAGAGACCGCUACCAACCCGUCUCAGCUCGCGGCCCCCAAGCGUGACCACAGACAUACCCGCAACCGCAGCCUGAGCGAGUAUGUCCCACCAGCUCUCCAGGUCCACCCUCCAACCCGCAAGGCCGCUGCGUCUGAGGCGGCCUCUAGGGCCCGGGACAGGGACGCAUCGAGGGAUGGACGACCCGGUCUGAAUAUACAGAGGGAGCAAUACUUGGCUGCCCAGCGUGGCAUAGCUGUCCUGCCACCGCCGCUUCCUACGCCCACGUCUGCACUGGAGCCGUCUGAUUUUGGUGUACUUGAUAGUGAAGUCUACGAAGUUCAGUCAAUUCGGUCCAAGCAGCCUCGCAGAUACCGCUGGCAAAGACUCCUGGGCCAGGGAGCCUUCAGCCAGGUUGUCCUGGCAGCCAGGGAGGAGGACGGAGCAGCUAAUCCCCAGACUCGCCGUCUCGUGGCCGUCAAGAUUGUUGAGUACGGACCGGCCGGAGGAGCGGACGAGGAGCGUGUCGAAGUCUCGCUCAAUCGGGAAGUUGAGAUUCUCAAAUCCAUCGAUCAUCCGUCCAUCGUCCAGCUGAAAGCCUUUGGAAGUGACCCGAAACGAGCCCUCCUGGUCCUCGACUACUGCCCUGGAGGUGACCUGUUUGAAUUCGCCAGCAUGCGGAUGAAGCGGAUUAAUCCUCCGCUGAUCGAGAGAAUCUUCUCCGAGCUCGUCGAUGCAGUCAGAUAUCUCCACAGAAAUCACAUUGUCCACCGUGAUAUCAAGUUGGAAAAUGCCCUGUUGAACAUGCCAUUUGCAAAAAUGCAGGAAAUUACCGACUGGCGGCUCUAUCCUCGUGCACUCAUAACGCUGACGGACCUGGGGCUCUCACGACGCAUCCCACAGCCCCCUGAGAGUCCUCUACUACGCACCCGCUGCGGUAGUGAAGACUACGCUGCCCCUGAAAUCCUAAUGGGCCAACCAUACGACGGCCGCUCAACUGACGCGUGGGCCCUUGGCGUUCUCCUCUAUGCCAUCAUGGAAAAUCGUCUACCAUUCGACCCUCUGCCUGGCACUAGGGGAGACCCAGCUAAACUUCGGGCUCGUACUCCACACCGUAUCGCCCGUUGUGAAUGGAGUUGGUACCGUUAUGCUGAUCCGGACGGGGACUGGGACCCAGUCAAAGGGAGAGACCUCGAGGGGCCCCGGCGCUGCGUCGAGGGUCUUUUGAAACGUGGAAGUAAACGUAUGCAUCUUGACGAAGUCGCUGAUAUGGAAUGGAUUAAGAAUGCUAUUGCGGCCGAUGUCCUGCCUCUGAGACGCGGUGACGCUGAAGUUCCUUGAACGAACGGACGGGCUUGAGAUGGGUAAAUAUUUUCUUUUACUUUCUUUUCACUUCGUUUCUUCUUCUUCUAACUACUUUGUACAACUGGUUUGAAACCUCCUUUCGCUUUAUUCUUUUAUUUCUCCUUUUCACUUCUUCUUUACCCCCUUUUUUCUUUACUUCUUUUACUUUACUUCGCUUCACUUUUCACUUCUUUUCUUCGGCAUGUUUUGAUAUGACGCUCGCUGUAUUUCUUAUACCUCUUUGCCCUUACUUUUACCUUUACCCCCUUUUCUUUCAACUUGCUCACUAUCAUGUUCUGCCCCUUUUGUCCAGAUAAUUACCACGAA